AGUGUAUUAUGGGAUAGUUAUGGAUGAACCCGAGCUCUGACCCGAGUAUGGAAGUAGAACGGUAGAAGGUGAGAACACUCUACAACUUUGACGCUGCUCACAACGUUCUGAUAGCUUAGGAAAUUGUACAUAAUAAACAAGAUGACGGAUCGACUUCAGACCAGCUACCAGGCGAUGGGGGUCGGGGACGAUGAUCUGAGCGCAGACUCCCCACACGAACGCUUGAUCAUGAUCCAUGAGGUUCCGGAAAACAACAAGUCGAGGUGGAACCACGUUGAGGACUUGGAUGAGUUUUUCACAAGAGUCUACAGGUACCACCAGAAGAAUGGCUUCUUCUGCAUGAUGCUACAGGAGGGACUGGAGCUCGUACAGUUUGCCUUCGUCGUUCUCUUCUCCCUCUUCCUCCUCGGCUGCGUCGACUACAGCCGCCUCCACGCUGGCGACCACACCCACGUCAACGUCACCAUCUGGGACGCGGUCGUCCCCGGCAACCAGUGCAUGCGCAGCCUCAGCACCUGGGUGGUCGUGCUGCUGCUGGUGCCCGCCGUCGGGUUCUGGCUCCUGCAGCUAGCGAAGGUCGUCUACCACUUCUUCCGCUACCUGGAGAUCCGUGCGUUCUACGCGGGAGCGCUGCGCAUCGGGGCGGGCGACCUCGCGAGCAUGACGUGGCACGAGGUGCAGAAGCGUCUGCUUGAGGCGCAGAAGACGCAGCAGAUGUGCGUGCACAAGCGCGAGCUCAGCGAGCUCGACAUCUACCACCGCAUCCUGCGCUUCAAGAACUACUUCGUCGCCAUGGUGAACAAGUCGUUGUUGCCGCUGCGGUACCGCGCGCCACUGCUAGGAGCCGACCUCGUGUUUCUAACGCGCGGACUCAAGUACAACCUCGAACUCAUACUCUUCUGGGGUCCGUGGGCGCCGUUCGAGAACAACUGGCACCUCAAGGACUCGUUCAAGGACGCCAGGCGGCGCCACGAGCUAGCGGACUUUCUCGCGCGACGCAUACUCUGGGUCGGCGUCGCUAACUUUGCGCUGUGUCCGCUCGUCUUCGUCUGGCAGGUUCUCUACAUGUUCUUCAGCUAUGGCGAGACCAUACGGCGGGAGCCGGGCGCGCUGGGAGCGCGUCGCUGGUCGCUGUACGGACGCUACUACGCGCGACACUUCAACGAACUCGAUCACGAGCUCGCGGCGCGACUCACGCGCGGGUACCGCCCCGCCGCACGCUACAUGUCCAUAUUCACGUCGCCCGUCGCGACGGUGGUCGCCCGCAACGUGGCGUUCUUCGCCGGAGCCCUUCUCGUUGUUCUUCUCAUCCUGACGCUGGCGCUGGAGUCGCACGUUCACGUGGAACACGAGCUGGCGUUGAUCACGGCGCUGACUGUGGUCAUCACGGCGUGUCGCGCCUGCAUCCCGGACGAGAACAUGGUGUGGUGUCCGGAGACGCUGCUGGGCAUGGUGCUGGCUCACGUUCACUACAUGCCGGACUCGUGGAAGGGGAGCGCUCACACGACGCGUGUCAGAGACGACUUCUCACAGAUGUUCCAGUACAAGGCUGUCUUUCUACUAGAGGAGCUGCUCAGUCCGAUCAUCACUCCCAUAAUCCUCUGCUUCUCGCUGCGACACAAGGCGCUCGACAUCGUCGACUUUUUCCGCAACUUCACCGUCGACGUCAUCGGAGUCGGUGACGUGUGCAGCUUCGCACAGAUGGACGUUCGUCGUCACGGCAACCCGACGUGGGUGCCGGAGGGGCAGACGCAGGCGAAUCACUAUCAGCAGGCGGAGGAUGGAAAGACAGAGCUCUCCCUCCUGCACUUCACACUAACGAACCCUCGCUGGAAACCACCGCCGCAAUGUAACCUGUUUAUCACCAGCGUGAAGGAGCAGGUAACGCGGGACGUGAGCACGCUGCAUGGACCUAUUGCCGAGGAGACGGCUCUCUAUCAGUCUCUGUACUCCAUGUCGUCGCUGGGUGCUGGGUAUCAGAGCCUCAUGACGAGUCUUCAGCCACAGCUACAGUCUCGCCUCUUCUCAGAUCGACCCAUGGGUGCAGGCAGCAUCUAUCAGUCUCCCAGCCGCAGCAAGAUGGCCGGUAAACCGCGCGGCGGCGUGUCGCGCGUCGAGGGGCCGCUAGAGGGCAGCACUAACGGCGUGAUGGGCGCGGUGAUGCAGGCGAGCGGAGCGGGAGCGAUGGCAGCCAGUCACCUCAUCACCGACGCCAGCCUCACGCUCAGCCAGAGUGGCGCCCCCUCCCAGCAGCCGGCCGAACCGGGGCUCCUGGCAGAUGGCACAAAGUCGGACAUGAGUCUGAGCGUUCUCUAUCUGCACGAGCUUCACAACAGGAGGCGCCGCUACGGUGGUUACGAGGACAUCGCUCCUAUGGAACUGCAUCUACAGCAGCGCAGUUCGCCGGACGCGCCCGCAGCUACAGAGGGCGCCACCGGGCAGCCGGCGUCACAGGUGACCGGUUCGAGUCCCGCCCGCCUGCGCAUCCCCUCCGACCUCGCCAACCUUGUCGAGACAACAGAGGGCGCCACCGACGACGACGACGACGACUCCGCCCCGCUCGUGCAUCACGCCCAGAUCAGCUAACCGUGCGGUAGCCACGGCGGCGCCCCCUCGUGGCAGGCGAGGGAGGAACGAGCGUUCAAGUCAAUGUGAUGUAGAUCUGUGUUUGAAGUAUUAACUUUGUUAUUUCGCUAAGUAUCGUAUUCCUACGUGCGUGCGUACGUGCGUGCGUGCGUGCGUGCGUGCGUGCGUGCGUGUGAGUGCGUAGGCAUGCGUGUGCGUGUGAGUAUAUGUUACUAUGUACGCUUGCGUGUGCGCGUGAGUAUAUGUUACUAUGUACGCUUGCGUGUGAGUAUAUGUUACUAUGUACGCUUGCGUGUGAGUAUAUGUUACUAUGUACGC
This is a messenger RNA of Priapulus caudatus, 2904 nucleotides long. Its product is annotated as autophagy-related protein 9A-like. The record is from RefSeq and is a predicted model, not a curated record. The coding region runs from base 142 to 2586 and encodes 814 amino acids. The transcript has 10 exons. Gene Ontology annotation, biological process: protein localization to phagophore assembly site; autophagy of mitochondrion. Gene Ontology annotation, cellular component: autophagosome; phagophore assembly site. Lineage: Eukaryota; Metazoa; Priapulida; Priapulimorpha; Priapulimorphida; Priapulidae.